AUGAGUUAUGUCUCUCGUCUAUUCCCGCCAUACUAUAAGUACGCCGUAUUUCUAUUCGUUGGAUUCCAAUUUCUUUACUGUGCCUUUGUUCUCGCUAUCAGCGAAGCCUACUACAAAUCCGCUGCAUUAAUCCUGCCAAUAGCAUAUCGAAUGUUCGAUGAUACUGUUAAAAAGAAUGUACCGGGAUUUGACUGGACGCCUGCGGAGCAGUCCCAACUCGAGAUGUACAAAUACAAGAUGAUGGUUUUGUGGGUGGUAUCGACAAUUGGUGUCUUGCUGUGCAUGAUCAUCAUCAUUCCUCAAUUCUUUGAUUUCAACGACAGGAGAGGGAAUCCGAGUCAUCUGGUUGGGUUGCCUUUCAAGAGUUUGUUUUCACAACUUGUUUUAAGUACUUAUCACCUUCCAAACUAAUA
Strongylus vulgaris is the source of this 413-nucleotide messenger RNA. The record is from the annotation of a GenBank genome assembly. NCBI's taxonomy places the organism in Eukaryota, Metazoa, Nematoda, Chromadorea, Rhabditida, Strongylidae.